Choloepus didactylus (southern two-toed sloth) is the source of this 4925-nucleotide messenger RNA. RefSeq names its product zinc finger CCCH-type, RNA binding motif and serine/arginine rich 2 (gene ZRSR2). Gene Ontology annotation, biological process: mRNA splicing, via spliceosome. Gene Ontology annotation, cellular component: spliceosomal complex; U2AF complex. The record is from RefSeq and is a predicted model, not a curated record. The coding region runs from base 646 to 2082 and encodes 478 amino acids. The transcript is spliced from 11 exons. Gene Ontology annotation, molecular function: pre-mRNA 3'-splice site binding; metal ion binding. Lineage: Eukaryota; Metazoa; Chordata; Mammalia; Pilosa; Megalonychidae.
UAUUAUAUUAUCUACGCAUUGGCGCUUCUCUGCCCCUAGAUUGUAAACUCCUUGGGGGCAGUAGAUGCGUCUUGGCGACCCCGGGAGUUAGGUUCACUUAUUAAGCUGGCACGGUGGGAAUAAAGGGGCGGGGUCUUGAGCUCUGUCCAAGGCGUCGAUAGGUAGAGCCACGGAAAGAGGCGGAGCCGGAAGCUUCCUCUGGGCGCUGAUAGGAAGAGCCGCGGAAGGAGGAGGAGUCCUGACGGGUUGGAGGGUUGUUCCCAUUACAAAAAGAGAGGGCAAGCAAGCCGCGUUGCAUGGGAUGAGGCUUCGUGGGUGGAUGAGGAAAAAUGGGGGAGAGGUGUGACCUUAAUCUCCUAUGACGUGAGGAGACAGUGAUAAAGCACUGGGGAAGUGCUGAAGAAUUACUUCCAAGGUGGGCGCACUAAGGAUUUUCGGGAAGGCGACAAUUAUUUCGGAAGGGCUUUGGGAGGCUAGCCGCCCGCUGAAGGUUCGGUGUUCCGCCUCUGGCCCCUCCCGGGCUGAGACUUCCCGGCUCGUGCUCGCGGCCGCGCGACACUGCGCCUGCGCGCUCGGCUGCGCUAGCCUCCUGCCCUUGGGCCCGCCUCUAGCGGCGGGCUCCGGAGGGCGGGGCAGGCUGACAAGAUGGCGGCGCCCGGGAAGAUGCUGUUUCCGGAGAAACAGAGUCACAAAAAGUACAGGGCCGCCCUAAAGAAGGAGAAACGAAAGAAGCGUCGGCAGGAACUUGCUCGAUUGAGAGACUCAGGACUCUCACAGAAGGAGGAGGAGGACGCUAUUAUUGAGGAACAACAACUAGAAGAAGAGAAGCUGUUGGAGACAGAGAGGCAAAGAUUACAUGAGGAGUGGUUGCUGAGGGAGCAGAGGGCACAAGAAGAAUUCAGAAUAAAGAAAGAAAAGGAAGAGGCGGUUAGAAGACGGCAGGAGGAACAAGAGAGAAAGUUAAGGGAAGAAUGGGAAGAACAGCAGAGGAAAGAGAGGGAAGAGGAGGAGCAGAAACGACAGGAGAAGAAAGAAAGAGAGGAAGCUGCACAGAAGAUGCUGGAUCAGGCUGAAAAUGAGCUGGAAAAUGGUACCACGUGGCAAAACCCAGAACCACCCAUGGAUUUAAGAGUAAUGGAGAAAGAUCGAGCCAAUUGUCCAUUCUAUAGUAAAACAGGGGCCUGCAGAUUUGGAGAUAGAUGUUCACGUAAACAUAAUUUCCCAACCUCGAGUCCCACCCUUCUUAUCAAAAGCAUGUUUAUGACGUUUGGGAUGGAGCAGUGCAGACGGGAUGACUACGACCCUGAUGCCAGCCUGGAGUACAGUGAGGAGGAGACCUACCAGCAGUUCCUCGAAUUCUACGAGGAUGUGCUCCCCGAGUUCAAGAACGUGGGGAAGGUGAUUCAGUUCAAGGUCAGCUGCAACUUGGAACCUCAUCUAAGGGGCAAUGUAUAUGUUCAGUACCAGUCGGAAGAAGAAUGCCAGGCAGCCCUGUCUCUGUUUAACGGGCGAUGGUAUGCCGGACGACAGCUUCAGUGUGAAUUCUGCCCGGUGACCCGGUGGAAAAUGGCAAUUUGUGGUUUAUUUGAAAUACAGCAGUGUCCAAGAGGAAAACACUGCAACUUUCUUCAUGUGUUCAGAAAUCCCAACAAUGAAUUUUGGGAAGCUAAUAGAGACAUAUACUUGUCUCCAGAUCGGACUAGCUCCUGCUUUGGUAAGCACUCGGAUAGGAGAGAGAGGAUGGGGAUCCACGACGAAUACUAUGGUAGGCCAAGGAGGAGGAGAAGUCCUGGUUCAGACCAUGCUUACAAAAGAAACGGGGAGUCCGAGAGGGAAAGAAGAAGCAGUCACAGGAGUAAGAAAUCCCACAAACACAUGUCGGGAAGCCAUGAAAGGCACAGUUCACGAAGUAGAGGAAGAAAAAGGGGCCGGAGCCCCAGCCGCAGCCGCAGCCGCCGGAGCAGGAGAAGUAAGAGCCGCAGCCGCCGCAGCCGCAGCCCGAGUUCCUCCAGGUCGAGGGGCCGUGGCAGGUGGCGGUCAGGGAGUAGAGACAGAAACAUGCCAAGUCCCAAAGCCAAAUAAACCUAUCUUGUUCUGCAGCAAGUAUGUAUCUUAUGUAUUACGGCUGCUAUAUACUUGGAUAGAGGGGUAGGAGCACAGAUGGGUUAGCAAGUCGGGCAGAACUCUAUGUAGACUGAAAUCUUAUUUAAUAUUUUUUUCUGACAAAAAUUGCAUGUUUAGUAUAGGAAACUUAAAAGCAUACACUGUAUAAAUAACACGAAAAUCACCUGUGACCCUAACCCUUAGAGAUAACCCAAGGAACAUUGGCGCAUCGCUUUAGUCUCUCUUCUCCUCAUGGUUGUGUGCACAUUUUUUUAGUUAUGGCUAACAGCUGAAUACGCGUUUUUCAAAUGAUACAUUGUCAUAGUUCAUCAAGCCCCUUAUUUUUUCAUCCUUGUUCUUAACUGCAUAGUGUAGAUCUAUCAAUUUAUUUAGCCAUAUUCCUACUGUUGGAUUUUCAAGUUGCUUAGUUUUAUACUGUUAAGGAAUCCUGUGCUGAAAACAAAAAAUUAAAAAUCCUGUGAGGGUUUCUUUAAAUACUUCCACACAUUUCUGAUCAUUUCUUUAGGAUAAAUUACAUCACAUCAAAGAAUAGAAACAUUAAAGUAUUUCCCAAUUGCCUCCCAGGAAAACUACAAAAAGUUUUUCUAUCAGUAAUCAAGUCUGCAGUUCCCACAAUACCAAGUUACUUUAAGUCUUUAAUGUGUUGAUUUCUCUACUUAUUGGCUAAGCCAAACAAUUGCUUCUGUAUUUAUGGGCCAGUGGUUCUUUUAAGAAAAAACCUAUCGGAUUUUUCUCCAUGCAGUAAUAGCUGGACAGCUUUUUUACUUUGAACAUUAAUUUUCUAUUUUAGAGUACUAAAAAGGGUAUACAGUAACUUUUCUUAACUGCCUCCUAGGCUUCAGUUCCCCUUCAGCUGGGGGCUUUCUGUCAGGGAGUCUAUCUUUAUUAUAGUGUGGGGAAAUUCUUUAUAUACAGGUAAAGCUUAUUUUGGUCAUUUUCAGGAAAAUUAGGGUCAUUGCUACUGAACAUGCCUAGUGUUAAAGCAAUUCUGGUACAAAAACCAGAUUGCUGAGAUUAGAGAACCUCUGUAGAAGCGAAAGGCAAAAUGGUAUCCCUAGAUUUCAGAUCAUAAGAGAUACUCUCAUGUUCCCAUGAUAAAUUUUGUUUUCCUAGUAAAUUUCCUUCCAUUGACGGAAGUUUUACAAGAAGUUUUUAAGCCACUGAUUGGUCCGUUAUCCUGACAGACAUCGAUCUUGAACUUAAAAUUUAUUAACUUGUUCUCAUCGUACACAUGUAACCCAGUCAAAAAACUCCAACUCCACAUCAUCACAGUGGCCCACAGACCUGUUUUCAGUGAAGAGCUGCACAUCAGAGGCUUUUAAGCCAACAAAGGUCUUUUCCUCAUUUUUCUUAAAUAUGUUUUAGUAUGUAACAUUUCAUAUCUGUAGUAAUAAGAUUACUUAAUGAUCAUGAUAACCAGUUUUGAUUCUAGGGUUAGAAACUCUUAGGCAGUAGUCUCUGCAGAUGCCAGUCCACCUCAGGGCGUGUGCUGACACCUGCACUCCGUGGGGAAAACCUCGAGUAAGGGGUGAGAGGAAUCAAAUUCUUUUCGACUACAUGGAGUAAUUGAGUUGUUCAUUCAGAGAGAGUAGAAAAGUCAACUGCAUCAAGGUUUUAAAAGCAUUUAUUGACUGAAAAUAAAUGUGUAGAUAAGCUCUUGGUAGCAUGGAAUCCAUUUUUAAUGAACUUGAAGUACAUGAAGACUCCUUAAAUCUUCCGCCAUUUAUCUUGUGUGUGCUUUAUGACAACCACCACAUUCAAAUGGAGGUGAAUUUUCAACAUUUUACUGAAAAAAAAAAAUUCUUAAGCAGCUCUACAUAGUUUGAUACUUUUGGAAAGAGAUACAUAAAAACACACUACGUUGGUGUACAUUUAACAUUUAUUAAAACUAGUUGGUGAUGUGCUAACACAAUGAUCAUGUGGCCUGGAUAUUGGUCACGAUUACAACAAAGCUUAAUCUAGCCUGGCAUAUACAAGUGAAAGUGUAAACUGUGAAGACAUGUUUAAAUACGUAUGAGUAUGUAUAAAAGUGAUACACAAUUAUACAGCUUUUAAAAAUAUAGGGCCCGCUAAUGCCAUUUUACUUCAUUUAUUUAACUCUCAUUUUUCUAUGAAAGGUGUCUUUAUUUCUCUAAGACUUGAUAGCCAGGCAGUACCAUGGAAGGGAAGGAAGAUAACCAUAAAAUUUGCAGUAGUUCUAAGUGGAGGGAAACAAUAGGGGUGCAAAAUAAAUGUGGCUUUAACAAGCACUACAGAAAGAGUAAUCGUGCGUUAAACAAUGACUUAUGCAGUGCUUUGUGAAGAGACCCACACGUUUUCUGUUAAGAUACUGUUAUGAAGAAGUCCUGAUAAAGCAACAUUCCCACUUUAUUUGGGGCAUCAAAACAAUGCAACUAAGUGACUAAAUCAUUAUGACCACAAAGAAUUCAUCUCAGUAGUCAAAUGUGCGUUGGCCUUAAAAAAGAAUGUGCUCUUUAUUAUGAAACAGUCGAUUCUAUGUUUCUCAUCCCAGGUUCAGAAUGCCAAGAAAUAAUUUUUUGUGUAAAACAGCAUCAUUCUAAUUAAGUCAUUUAAGAUCUGUAUUCCCUUUGUGUUUUAAGGUAUGUAGCUUCCAACAGGAGUCUUUGGUAUAAAUUUGUUUUAGAAAGUCUCAACAUAGAGUUAAAUUUUCAUUCGUUAUGUAACAUGUCAAUUCCCUUUAUUCUCAUAUAUACUGAAAUAUUUCACCGCUUUGGUUUCAUAAAACCAGGUUUCAUGAUUUAACAGUUUCCUUUGUCAAAUACAGUAAUGUAAUAAAUGCA